AUGAAUCGUGAAUAUGUCUUUCGAAGGCUGAAAUACAAAACAAGAGUUCGAGGGAGCAAGGGGAACACUUUUGUGCUAGACGCUAGUGAGAGAGAAUACACCAUCACUGGGCUCGACGUCAACACUCAAUACCUUGUUCGGAUGGCCGUCGUCAAUCACAACGGAACGGGGCCAUAUUCGGAUUGGUUACCUGUCGCGACUUCUCUCAUGGACAAAGAGGAACUGAUUUUGGGUCCUCCUCGAGAGCUUCGUCCACAAGCUGGAGUGGACUACAUUGUUAUCUCAUGGUUACCUCCCGCUGACGAAAGUAAUAUAGUUCGAGGAUAUCAGAUUGGUUGGGGAAUCAAUGUUCCUGACAUAUCCAUGGAGCGUGUUGGUGCCAACGUUCUGCAACAUAAAAUCACUGGCCUUCGUCCAGCUAAAGAAUAUGUGAUCUCAUUGCGCGCCUUUAACAAGCAGGGCUCUGGUUUUCCGAUCUACGAAACUGUGAAGGAGGUGGAUGAAACUAAAGUACCUUGCCAUGUCAAUGCUUGCCAUUCAUUUUCAGAACUCUAUCUCACUCGUCGAUGCCGUUCUUCGAUGGUUCGAUGUCGCCAUGCCUGUGACACACCGCUCGUGUUCAUGCAGAGGCCGUUUCUGCAACGAGCUAUUCGAGUUCGUGGACGGAAGCUGAUCCAAAUGCUUUCAAUGCCAUGUACACGGUGCGCUAUAGACAAGCUUCUUUUGGUGCGUAGAGUUUGUUGCAGAAAUUCAAAAAAUACUGGUUACACGGCAGGAAAAAAGGCGAGCGUUCAACAGCAGGGUGCAGAUCUCUGGAUAGAUCAUCCUGGUGGUAAUAACAUGCGAGGAGGACCCUCAGACUAUAUGGUGAAUGGGAUUGGAUCAUCAGUGGUAGAUAUGAAGCAUUUGGCUGGUCCUGACGUGGUAGAGUCGCCACCUCCAAGUUGUAGUGUUUUUCUUCGAACAGAUUCCACGUAUGGAUCAGUGUCAGUUCGUCACAGUCGAACACCUGCACGAACUUCCAUCUCCUCAUACGACGAAGAGAUGCGGCGUUUGGAACUUGAAGGUCGUCGUCCCAUUAUAGUAGGUCGUGCCAAACCGAUUCUUGCAUCAGUCGUCGGAUAUGGGCCGCCUUCGGAAGAGAGCCAAGGGACUCUAUCACGAAGUUAUCAUCAUUCGCAAUCGAGUCUCGAGGGUCAACGACAAAGAACACCUCAGGUGGUGUAUACAGGCUCAGGACGGCAUCAGCCCAUUGCAAAAAUAGAAUUUGGUGAUUCUCCGUAUGGCUCGACUUCAGCAUUGGAGCCUGAAACUCCCCCAGUACCACUACAAGCACCGCCUGUUGGACCUCCCGUUGUUGACGGUUACCGCACGUUACGCGGAGGAGUCACACCUACAAAUCAAAGCCAAGGCCCUCUUCGGUCGUUUACCCAGCUGGCAGGAACUCCACCCCCACCUAUCGUUGGUCAGGUAUGUUCUCAGCAGCAACCUCGUGCGAUAGUGGUGGCGGCUGGUGGAAGACAAUUACCUGUGGGAAGGGCGACUGCCCAACCGAGAGUCAAUGUGACGAACAUUUAUAGGUGUGUAAAUGGCUUCCAUCCUUCAAAUUCAACGGAGGAACUGAAUGCCCAGAUGGAAAACCUCGAAUACCAUGAUCGACGACCUGCAAGCCCUUCAGCACGAGUUUGCGUCCGUAACGUGAUCAUGAAUAUGUAA
Molecule: messenger RNA, 1716 nt
Organism: Cooperia oncophora
Lineage: Eukaryota; Metazoa; Nematoda; Chromadorea; Rhabditida; Trichostrongylidae
Source: the annotation of a GenBank genome assembly